AUGGCCACGUUCAAGGACUACAACACCUACACCUACUUCCUCGUGACGACGCCGGCCCCCUUCGUCGUGCACGUCGAGAUCAACCGACCGAAGAAGCUCAACGCCUUCUCCGAGCCCGUCUGGCGCGAGUUCGGCGCCCUCUUCAACCGCCUCAGCCACGACCCCGACGUCCGCGCCGUCGUCCUCUCGGGCGCCGGCGACCGCGGCUUCUCCGCCGGCCUCGACGUCCAGUCCGCCAGCGAGGGCACCCUGGGGAGCAGCGUCGGCGGCGACGUGGACCCGUCGCGGUUCGCGACCACGAUGCGCCGCCACAUCGUCGAGUUCCAGGCCGCCAUCGACGCCAUGGAGAAGUGCGAGAAGCCCGUAAUCUGCGUCCUGCACGGCAUCUCCAUCGGGAUCGCCAUCGACAUCUCAUGCUGCGCCGACAUCCGCCUCUGCGCACGGAACACGCGCUUUGCCGUAAAGGAGGUCGACAUCGGCCUGGCAGCCGACCUCGGCACGCUGAGCCGCCUGCCCAAGAUCGUAGGCAGCACGUCGUGGGUCAAGGACGUCUGCCUCACGGCGCGGGACUUCAACGGGGAGGAGGCGAGGGCAGUGGGCUUUGUCAGCCAGGUGCACGAGGAUAAGGCGAAGGCGGUUGAGGCAGGGCUGAAGCUCGCGGGCUUCAUCGCCAGCAAGAGCCCCGUGGCGGUGCAGGGCACUAAGGAGUUGCUGAACCACGCGAGGGAUCACACGGUCGCCGAAAGUUUGCGGUAUACCACGGUUUGGAACGCGGCUAUGUUGCAGUCCAGUGACUUCAAGGCUGCUAUGAUGUCUGGUUUGACCAAGCAGAAGCCUACGUUUGCAAAGCUCUGA
Molecule: messenger RNA, 855 nt
Organism: Colletotrichum karsti
Lineage: Eukaryota; Fungi; Ascomycota; Sordariomycetes; Glomerellales; Glomerellaceae
Product: enoyl-CoA hydratase/isomerase
Exons: 3
Coding region: 1-855 (284 amino acids)
Cellular component (GO): mitochondrion
Molecular function (GO): delta(3,5)-delta(2,4)-dienoyl-CoA isomerase activity
Source: RefSeq, a predicted model, not a curated record